Messenger RNA from Cyphellophora attinorum, 1230 nucleotides. RefSeq lists its product as uncharacterized. The record is from RefSeq and is a predicted model, not a curated record. Gene Ontology annotation, molecular function: GTP binding. NCBI's taxonomy places the organism in Eukaryota, Fungi, Ascomycota, Eurotiomycetes, Chaetothyriales, Cyphellophoraceae. The transcript has a single exon. The coding region runs from base 1 to 1230 and encodes 409 amino acids.
AUGCCUACCCGCCGCAACAAUGGCCGUGAUCCUAGUAGGGAACGCGCGCGGGACCCUAUCAGGAUCGCAAUCAUGGGCGAGCCUGGAGUCGGCAAGAGCAGCCUUAUCACCCGCUUAAGUCGAGGAAAUUACGUUGUUGGAGAUGAUUCUAUUGGUGGACGCGGUCGCAGGAAGGCGAUCAACACAUUCAAUGCAUAUCUGCCACUACCAACGUCCAGCCUCAGGAUAUGGACCAAGUUUAUCGACUGUCCAGGCUUCAAUGACGACGAACUGCGACCAGACCAGAGCACUAUCGAUGAUAUUUUGGACUGGCUGGGAAGGACUUACAGGCGUGGCCAGAAGUUGCAUGGCAUCAUCUACAUGGUCUCAGUCAACAACCCGCGCUUCACUGGUUUCUCGGCUCGAAACAUUGCCAUGUUCAAGGCGCUCCUUGGUGAAGACUUCUACAAGAACGUCAUCCUCUGCACAACCAUGUGGGACGAGCUGCCCAUCGCCGAAGGCAUCGCUCGUGAGGAAGAGCUCAGAACCCGUCCAAUGAUAUGGCUGUCCCUUGUUCGAGGCGGCUCGAAAGUAUUUCGCGUUGGUGAUGAGCAAGCACACCAAAGAACCCCGAGAGGAUUUCUCCAGAAUGAUUCGAGUCUAGUUUAUGAGAUCGCGCGUAAUCAACCGGAAUGGCUCCUUGCUCAGCAUGAGCUAGCAGACAACGACUUCCAGCCCGGACGAACUUCCGCGUAUCGUGUUCGCGAGGACUGGACCAAAUUCUAUGCCCGCGAUGAGUUUCUGGACGCCGAGCUUGACCAACGUAAACACAACAAGGAAGAAGAAGUCGAACGACACGAUGCACGGCUAAGAGAUGCCAGGCAGCGUGCCAAAGAACGUAUGCAAGAGGAAAUCUCUGACGAGACAGCUGCCAAGAUCGAAGAACAGCGCAAAUUGAGAGAAAAGCAGGAGCAAAAGCAGAAAUUAGAAGCACAACUUGCAGUAAGGGGUGCAAGAUCAGCCUGGGCUGAGGAGGAGCGCGAGCUUGAGAAGCUGCGUAGACAGGUCAGAGAGGCCGAGGCCGAAUAUGAAAGCGAUUCUGAUUCAGACGACGGUCGCUCUGGCGUCGGUUCCGCCGCCAGCACAGUGCGAAGUCAAAGACAUCCGGGCACGGUUGCCGCGGGCUGGACCAAGAAGAAAGACUCUCACGGCAAGACAGUCAGGGGAAUCGCAUAUCGAAGAAGGCCAUGA